UCGUUGACUGUGGAGUGCACCAGUAGUAGUCGAGUGUCGCUAUGGAGCCAUUCUACUCGCUGCUGUGUUUCGUGGGAUUGUCUAGUGUUUGUCCAAGCCCUGGAGCGUUGGACAUCGUUGGGAUGCUCCCACCAGAGAUAGCCGUGAUGAUUCUCAGGAAUCUGGACGGCCCGUCGCUGUUGGCAGCAACUGGAGUCAGCUCCCGCUGGCUGAGCCUCGUCCAGUCGGACUGUGCGCUGGCGCGCAGACUCAGCAGACAAAGGAAAAUAAAGAGGCGCCUCCGCGAGGCCCGGGUGUUCGCCGCCGUCUGCCAACCGCUGAGGACGCCGGGCGCCGUGCACAAACCGCUCGCAGACCGAAACGGCCGAUUCGCCACCACAAGACCUGACAUUGGUGGUGUGCAGUUGCUGGCCGCGCCGCUGGGCGUCCACAAGGCCGCCAAGAGGAAGAGCUCCUGCACCCUGCAGUCGGCUAAGCUGAGGUUUGCAGCGGAUAGCCGUGUUGUGACGUCAGACGUCACGGUGCAGCCUGUGAGGAAGGCGAUGAGGAUCUGACAACUCUGCAUUCUCUGUGGCCAAUAAACUGU
Molecule: messenger RNA, 586 nt
Organism: Schistocerca gregaria
Lineage: Eukaryota; Metazoa; Arthropoda; Insecta; Orthoptera; Acrididae
Exons: 3
Coding region: 42-554 (170 amino acids)
Molecular function (GO): protein binding
Source: RefSeq, a predicted model, not a curated record